Molecule: messenger RNA, 905 nt
Organism: Acaulospora colombiana
Lineage: Eukaryota; Fungi; Glomeromycota; Glomeromycetes; Diversisporales; Acaulosporaceae
Source: the annotation of a GenBank genome assembly
AGAUCGAAGAUGUUCGGCAGCCAAUGCUCAUUGGAGGUUUUGAUGAGCCUCCAAAAAGACGCGAAAAGGUCACUAGAAAGCCCCCAAUACCGCGAGGAUUGACAUCCUCCAAGGCGAGCUCCCAACGACCCACGGGUAACGCUCCAUCCACCUCUCGUAGUGACCCAAAGGGGGCCGUCAGCAAUCCGAGGGCUCGCCAGCCUACGCAACCAUUAGUACGACAAAGGGAUCAAAAAGAUUCAGCAAGUACUAGUGUAUCUCGCAAACCAGCGUUACCUCCGCGUUCGGCAUCAACCAUAGCCCAUACUGUGCCAGAUGCGCUCGUGAUUUCUGCACAACUGGCUCCUUGGCUGUUCAUGCGUGCCUCAGUAGAAGGGACGGUAGAACAAUUGGAGCUCGAGACAGAGAACCUUAUCAACCAAGAGAAGGCAUCUUUGUUCGAAAUAGAGAAGCACAUUCGAUUACAGAGACAAAGGCUCGAAAUUUCGGGACAAGUUGAAAUUUUGGAGGAUUUAUGCCAUCCAGAGAACAAGACCUUUGCAACUCAAAUCAUCAACCUCUCUUCGCUUUUGUCGACGUUUCUCUCGAGUACCAAAGGGAUAUCCCACUUGGAUACCCUCCGCGACUUGGUACACAGUCAUGAAUGGAAUCCCCAGGGCAGAGCGCUCAGAAAAUCGUUAGAAGCACUGAAAAGGUCGCUAGAUGUCCCGGCUUCCAGCCAUAAGCCAAUUCUUAAAUCCGAGAGAUGGGCCGACCUUUUCAAACAAUGCGAUAUCCUGCUUGAGACACGUCUCUCUAACCUGCAAAAGCUAGUUCGACUCGUUCCGGUUGUUCAAGAACAUCAAAACCGCAGAAUGGAUCUAUCCGUGAUGAACAUGGCAUUAUCGACCCAACGACUGGAAUAG